AUUCGCUCAGUUGACAGAAGUUCCUUAAAUUGACAAGAUGUAUCCAAAAACUGUUUUGUUGGUGGCAAUUAUUUGCACAUUUGGCAUUUUUGGGGUUCAAGGACAAGGGUAUGGAAAUUUUGGACGUAGAGGAGAUAACAGCAUUCCUGAGCGUGGAGGUGCAUUUCCAUCAAAUGGGGGUUACGGACAAUAUCCACAAAACGGAGGUUUCGGUAAUAAUCCACAAAGUGGUAACUAUGGAGGCUUUCAACAAAAUGGUCCACAAAGCGCAGGUUUUGGGGGCUAUCCACAGAAUGCUGGUGCUUAUCCUCAAAACUCGGGACCUUUUGCUCAACCAGGAAACUAUCCUCAACAAGCUGGUAACGGUUUCAGGCCACCACGUUUUGCUGGUAGAUUUUAAAUUGGGUUUUUUAAGAAAUUAAUCUUUUUAACUUCUUACUUUCAAAUUGAUUUAUUCCUGAAAGCUUUUUCGCUUGUAUUAACUUUGAUAUUUAAUUUUAAAAAAAUUUAACACUUUUUUGCUUAUAAUUUGAUACGUAAGUUUGUUUAGAUGAAAAAUGUGUAUUAUGUCUGGAUAAUUUAUAUACACAGUCUGGAUACUUUAUGUAAACAGUCUGCAAAAACUGUACUUCUUAAAAGCUAUAAAUUCAC
Molecule: messenger RNA, 651 nt
Organism: Chironomus riparius
Lineage: Eukaryota; Metazoa; Arthropoda; Insecta; Diptera; Chironomidae
Source: the annotation of a GenBank genome assembly